CCGCUGCCAGCAGCAGCCCGUGCCAAAAGCCUCUGCUCGGGUGCUACAAAAUUCCGUGCCCCCUGCUCCGGGCCUUAUCGCUGAUGCGAGAGCUAUUAAGCCAAUAUUACACUGUGGCGUUAAUAUAUUGCGAAAACCACACCAUACCAGACCCUGAAUAUGCCAAAUCAGUGCCCUGGACUUAGUAAUAUGUCGUUAUAAAAGCUGCCCCGUUUUCCGUUCCGUUCUUUUCGUCCAACCAUUCCGCUGCUAUGCCCACCGAGAUUGACCUCACCUUAGAUCAACCAGUGCUGGUGUCUCCACACCAAAUCAACACUGUUGCAGUAAUUGGAGGAGGCGCUUCUGGUGCCAUUGCUGCUGACAGCUUGCUUCAAGAAACUUCAGGCAUCAAGAAUGUCACAUUGUUCGAAAGAAGAGCUGUCCUUGGGGGAGUAUGGGCAUUGGACGAAGAUACCAUCAAAACCCCGAAUCACAUUGUGAAGUCGGGUCACUCCUCAUACAAAUCAGAUCCUCAGCUCCCCAACCCAUUCCAUACGGUAACGGGGGUUUCGGAAAUAGUGUUGCCCAAGCCAAAUCAGGAGAGAUUUGAAGAAACCCCUAGUUAUCAGGGUCUCAAGACGAACGUGCUCGAACAAAUGAUGACUUUCAGUGAUCUCAAAAGAUGGCCUAUUCCUGGAGUAAAUGACCCCAAAGAUACCCAGUUCGUAGACGGAUUGGUGGUUCAAGAGUACAUUGACACCUAUAUCAAAAGAAAUUCUUCGAACGAAAGGUUCAACUUGCAGAAAGACUCUACCAUCGAGGACGUCGAGAGAAUUCCUCGAGAAAACUUGGAAGAAACGGAUACAAACUUAUUACCUUACCGAUUCAGGCUUACUGUGAGAAAGCAUUUAAACGAAAGCCAAGACUUAUGGUACCAACAAGACUUUGAUGCCGUUGUUGUUGCAGUUGGUCAUUACCAUGUCCCAUUCAUUCCAGAAGUUCCAGGACUCGCUGAGAUUCAGGAAAAGUUUCCAGAGGUUAUCGAGCACGCCAAGUUUUACAGACUUCCUGAAUCUUAUAAGGAUAAGACUGUUGUUGUUGUCGGUUCGAGAGCUUCAGGUGCUGAUUUGACAAACCAAAUAUCCCCCCAUGCCUCUAAAGUAUAUCAAUCCAUUCGCACAUUGUCGUUUAGAAGUACACCAGGAGAUAAAAUAGAACAGAAACCAGUGAUUCUGAAGUACUCCCUUGAUUCAAAUGGAUUCAAGGUCCACUUCACAGACGGCACUGAAGUUCUGAACCCUGAUACAAUCAUAUAUGGGACAGGGUAUGAUUUCUCAUAUCCAUUUUUGAACCGCUACACCCAGUCAAAGAUCACCCUAGAUGGAAAAAUUGUGCCUGACUUAUAUCAGCACACAUUCCAUAUUGAUGAGCCAUUGCUUUCAUUCAUUGGAGUGCCAAUUGAUGGAAUUUCGUUUAGAGUGUUCGAGUAUCAAGCGGUGUUGACCGCCCGGUACUUGACUGGAAAAGUCAAAUUACCAUCUAAGAACGAGCAAAGGAAAUGGACAGCUGAAAGACGUGAAUUGAAGGGAAUAACGAGAGCCUACCAUACUAUUGGAGUUCUCGAUGCCAUUCCAUAUCUGAGCACUUUGACAAAGUUAGGUGAGGUAGAGAAAGUAUCAGGAAGACCGUUCCCUGUAUACUCUGAAGAAGAUUUAGGUGCCCUCAAAGCAGCAACUGAACGUUUGAAGAAAUUCUGGGAUGAAAUGUGAUUAUUACCAAAGAACAUUCCAGCAGGCUGUGAAUUUGUUUUUAGCUAUGACAUCGUGUCGUGCCAAUGAAAUACAAUUCCAAGAUCAGCUAAAG
Molecule: messenger RNA, 1842 nt
Organism: Suhomyces tanzawaensis NRRL Y-17324
Lineage: Eukaryota; Fungi; Ascomycota; Pichiomycetes; Serinales; Debaryomycetaceae
Exons: 1
Coding region: 252-1748 (498 amino acids)
Molecular function (GO): NADP binding; N,N-dimethylaniline monooxygenase activity; flavin adenine dinucleotide binding
Source: RefSeq, a predicted model, not a curated record